AGCGAGAAUGAGUCAAAUUUCGGUUUCCCCGAUUACGAAACCCGAAAGAAGAUCGAGGACGCCGCUGUCGCCUACGUGAGGCAGCACUAUCAGGGGCUCGGUUAUCGAGUCGACAGCAAGGAAACUCAGAACGUUGGCUACGAUCUGGAGGUGGCGGAUUCGUCGACCGGCGAGAUUGUUGGUCGCGUUGAAGUAAAAGGGACCAGUCAGCAGGUCCCCGCUUUCUACAUCACUCGCAACGAGAGAUCGUCCGCACAGGUGCUGGAUGCUUGGAAGCUGGCCAUCGUGACCAAUGCGAUUGAUGAGCCGACGAUGCAAAUCCUGUCUGCUGACGAGAUGGAAGCUGCAUUCGAGUUCACCGAGAUCGCUUGGCGUUGCUUGCCACGAUGA
Enterobius vermicularis (human pinworm) is the source of this 390-nucleotide messenger RNA. Lineage: Eukaryota; Metazoa; Nematoda; Chromadorea; Rhabditida; Oxyuridae. The record is from the annotation of a GenBank genome assembly.